Molecule: messenger RNA, 3374 nt
Organism: Drosophila rhopaloa
Lineage: Eukaryota; Metazoa; Arthropoda; Insecta; Diptera; Drosophilidae
Exons: 3
Coding region: 216-3374 (1052 amino acids)
Biological process (GO): intraciliary transport
Cellular component (GO): cytoplasmic dynein complex
Molecular function (GO): dynein light chain binding; dynein heavy chain binding
Source: RefSeq, a predicted model, not a curated record
AAACGGCAGCCUUUUGCAGCACUGACCAAUCAGCUGUGUUAUUGCUGGCCGAUUUGUUGUUGCUAUGUACAAGGACUUUAGGUUGCCAAGGAAACAGGAAAAAAUGUCACAACUGAACAGCAUUACGAUUGAUUUAAUUUACGUGGCACUCGACAUUUACUCCUAUUAUUUGGCAAUAAAAUUAGGCACUUUACAAAGUAGCAACUGCUACUAAAAUGUCCAAAAAUGCGACGCGAACGAGCAGCAAAAACGUCAAAACGGAAAUGCCCAGGAAGGUCUCCAAAUCGCCGGCAACAAGUGGUCCUGCGACCACAAGGGAAUCGAAGGAACGAAGGUCACUGCCCAGGCAACCGGAAAGCUUGGAAGGUGAAAAAAUUGCCAAGAAAACCACAACAACAGCACAGCCUUCGACCAGCAAAAAGCCAUUGAGCACGGGGAAAAACAAGGAAAGGGAAUCCUUACCCUUGAGCAAAAGGACCACUCCGUCCCCAGGAGCUUCGCGUGCCACCGCCAGACAAGCAACCACCACAAACACACCCUCGCAGUCCAAGCCCAAGUCCGUGUCCAAAUCCAAACCCAAUGCAGUUCUGGACACUUACCACAGUGUUACGGUCGCUUCGCCACCGCAAAAGCGAAGAGGGCAGGCAAAGCAGAAGGAAUCGCCCACUCCUCGUUCAAAGCGGUAUUCACCUGUUGCUCAGGCCAAGGAGGAGCAGAUAUCACCCCCUCCUGCUGCCAGAGAAGAUGCCCCUGCUGCUCCCGCACGAGCCAGAACUUUCACGCGCACCUUGGAGCCCGAGGAAGUGGUGGUCCUGAAGCGCGAAUCCGCCAAGCAACGGAGCGAAGUGGAGACCCAGGAAUCGGCGCCUGUAAAACAGCCUGUGGCCUUUGAAGUGAAGUUCGAGGAAGCCAAAAAACCAGAGCCCGAUUCCGAUCACUACUCCGAUGACUUUGAGUCCUAUGAAUCGGAUUUUGAAACGGAUGCCAGUUCACCAGGAGAGGAAGAGUCAGAUGAACCAGAAGGCCCUUCAUCCUCCGAGGCAGAAGUGGAAGAGGAGCCGGAGGAGGAAGAGGACUCGGAGCCCACACAGAAUCCCAUCACGGUGAUCCAACGCGACAGAGAUCAGGAGCGCAAACUGGACUCCGGCCACUAUGACAUGCACCAACGCAGGAAUCCCCUGAGCACUCAGUCCGCGCAGAACCAGUACGAUAGCUUCGAUACCAGCUCGAUGGCCAACUCAGAGCAGCUGGACUCCGGCAUCAGCACGACCGGCGUGGAAAAGCCCCGUGGAAGUGGGGAGGCCAACGUGUACUACGGCGGCUACUCCGGAUUCGUGUCCCACCCCGUGAUCAGUCGUCGCGGCGAGGAGCUGAUGGCCAAGCUGCGUUUCGACCAGCUCAACUACCACCUGUUCGAGAUGAAGCCCCUGAGCUACGAGGGAUUCAUGCAGAGCUACGGGAAGCUGAAUGCCUGCCAGCUGGCCACCCAGACGCAGUCGCCGCAAAUGGACGGGGAGUGCCAGACGCUGGAGGUGCACAGCCGGAGCAGCUGGACACAGCAUCCACCCCACUACGGUGGCCAGUUGGUGCUCAGCUGCAGUGGCGACGCGGAGAUGGAGCAACCAUCGAGUUCCCAGUCGACGGAUGACUACGAAAUAAGCAUAUCUCGCUUGGAGCAAUUGCAUCGCGUGGAGCAGGCUCGCUCCCAGCAGCUGCAGCAAAGGAGGUUGGCCAAAACCACGGAUCUGGAGCGUCUGAAUACGUUUCUGCACAAGGCCGCUCGACUCAUGGGCAGGGUCUUGGAGGGCAAUAAAAACGCAGGCCAAGAUAGUAGUCCACGGAAUAUUCCUCUCCAGACUGGACUUCUUAAUGCUCUCCCCGUCCGCCGGAUCUUUGGCAGUUCCGGGAACGGGCAACUAGUGGUGACCGUCCACGAAUGUCCGCAGGACAGCAACGUCUACAGCGAGGACUUCGCCAGCCUGCUAAUGGUGUGGUCGCUGGCCAAUCCCGGCCAGCCCCUGCGUCUGCUUUCCACCUGGGCCGAAGUCAGCCGGGUGGCACUCUCCACCGAGGCUCAGGAUAUCGUGGUGGCCGGACUGAGGGACGGCAGUGUGGCCAUGUGGGAUCUGCGCGAGACACACAGCUACUGCUCCAAGUUGGACGGCCACCUGACCCACUUUGCAGCCACCCAGUCGGUGGUGCCCAUGGUGGAGCAGCAGCAGCAGGGGCUGAAUGCCAUGGAUCUGGGCGCCGUGGUGGAUGUGCGCAGCUUUAGAGCGCAGAAUAAAAGUGGAGGAAUUGCUGCAGCUGGAGGAGUGCAGACGGCCUACAAGGAAGUUCAGUACGCCUCGCUAAACGACUCUGGCCUGCUGACCAUGUGGACUCUGGUUGAGGGAGCCUCCUCCAGCAACAGGAACGAGUUCAGCUCUCCGUGGGCGCGGGUGAAGCUCCUGCAGAGCGCCAGCUGCGACCUGAGGAGCUAUCUGGAGCGACGCCUGCUGAAGAGCCACCAGAGUGCCUACGAGAAGACCAAGUCCCUGUUCCAGGGCAACAUCUACAGCGACGACCUGCUGAGGGAGCUGAACGAGACGCAGACACUGACCACCGCCCUGCAGGGCCAGGGAUUGCAGGGACUGCGCUUCACCAGCAUCGACACCGGCAGCGACCUUAUCUACGUGUGCACCAACCGGAACUUUGUGCUCUGCUGCACCCGGAGCCUGAAGGCGGAACGCUUCUCGAGGAUCGCUGUGAACGAGAGUCGCUUCCUGUUCCCCACCUCACUGUGUGUCCUAUCCAACGAGAACUAUGUGGCCGUGGGCCUGUCCAACGGAUCCGUGAUGAUCCUCAACUGCAAUCAGCGGCAGAGGCAGCGGCAGAGGCAGCGGCAGAAGAACCACCAAAGGCCCAAAACCGGUCAUCCGCCGGCCACUGCUGAGCCCGAUCCCGAGACGGGCAAGUCCUGCGCCAUUCAGAACAUCAUACUCAACGAGCGAAGAUCGUUCGACCAGCAGGUGGAUCCCAAUCCCAGCUACGAACCCCGGCCGAACACUGCUCUGGAGCUGAUUGAGCGACCCAGGCGUUCCUACGAACUGAAAGUGUUUGACCAGCAGCUGCUCCUCAGCGGCAGUGGACUGCGCCAGCACCUCGUCCAGGCCCUGAUCCUCUCCAGCGACGGCUGGCGACUCUCCGCCCUGACCAAUGGUACUGUGCGCACCUACGAUUUCUACCGGGACAGGGAGUUGCCCAGUGGACAGCCGGCGGAGGGUUGCCUCAAAGUUACGGACAUCGCAGGUGCUCGAAGUUCUGGACACGAGCAGAACCUGCUCAUCCUGGACUCGGCUGGAAAGGUGCAAAUGCACCCACUUGACUACUAG